Messenger RNA from Helianthus annuus (common sunflower), 321 nucleotides. RefSeq names its product disease resistance protein RGA5-like. Bases 1 to 321 code for a protein of 106 amino acids. Lineage: Eukaryota; Viridiplantae; Streptophyta; Magnoliopsida; Asterales; Asteraceae. The record is from RefSeq and is a predicted model, not a curated record. The transcript has a single exon.
AUGCAGCAAAAGAUUGUGGUGAAGGUGAGCAUGAACGGCGACAAGAAAACCCGUAAAGCUCUUAAGAUCGCGGUUAGUAUAUCUGGAGUUGAAUCCGCGUCUUUCGUUGGGUCAGAUAAAGACCAGAUAGCGGUGACCGGUGAAGGUAUAGACUCGGUUGAACUAACAACCUUACUAAGAAAAAAGGUUGGAUACACGGAGCUGGUAAGCGUUGGUCCGGUGGAGGCGAAGAAAGACGAACCAAAGCCCACCGUGCAAAUUGAUCCUUAUCAGUACUACUAUCAAAGCUAUGGCGUGCCCUAUUAUUAUUAUGUAUAUUAG